Messenger RNA from Spea bombifrons (plains spadefoot toad), 3110 nucleotides. RefSeq names its product tyrosine kinase non receptor 1 (gene TNK1). Gene Ontology annotation, molecular function: protein binding; protein tyrosine kinase activity; ATP binding. Gene Ontology annotation, biological process: protein phosphorylation. The coding region runs from base 192 to 2318 and encodes 708 amino acids. The record is from RefSeq and is a predicted model, not a curated record. The transcript is spliced from 14 exons. NCBI's taxonomy places the organism in Eukaryota, Metazoa, Chordata, Amphibia, Anura, Pelobatidae.
GACAGCCUGGAUAGACUGUGAGACCCCAAAGGCCACAGAGAGACAUCCCUGAUAGGCAGGCGAUUGCCUGGACGUGGAGCGCGGGGACAGACGGCGUGUAUACGGGGGUCGUUCCCAGCGCCAUCCUGGUUCGCAUCAAGAGUCUUCCCGGCCUCCUCACUCUGAUCUCAGACCGUCCAUCAGGGUGCGGGAUGGUGACAGAGGAGGGCACCGAGUGGCUCCUCUCGCUCCUCAGAGAGGUCCAGCUCGAGCAGUUCUACCCCAAGGUCCGGGAUGAGCUGAACGUCACCCGGCCGGGGCACUUCGACUACGUGAAACCCGUGGACCUGGACCAAAUUGGCAUGGGGCGGCCAGGACAGAGGAGAUUAUUCGAAGCCUUAAAGAGGAGGAAACCGCCAGUUCGUCCCAAGUCCUGGAUGUACAAGAUGUUCUCGGCGAGAGGGCCGGACCAGGCGGAGUGCCCCCAGUAUCCGGACAGCCCCCAUUCCCCGUCCUCCCCGCAGAGCGACCCCGAAUGUGCCCUGAAAUGUCUGAUUAACGAGCGCGACCUGAGCCUCUACGAGCGCCUGGGGGACGGCUGCUUCGGGGUGGUGCGGAGAGGAGAGUGGAGAGUCCCGAGUGGGCGGAGUGUGAGCGUGGCGGUGAAGUCCCUGCGCGCAGACGUCUGCUCUGAUCCAGAAGCGCUUCGAGACUUUCUCCAAGAAGUGAACUCCAUGUACGCUCUCGAUCACCCCCAUCUCAUCCGGCUGUAUGGCGUGGUACUGACCCAGCCGCUAAAAAUGGUGACGGAGCUGGCCACGCUCGGCUCUCUCCAAGACACUCUGCGCUCUCGUUACGGCUGCUUCCCCCUGCAGCUGCUGUGGACGUACUCCCUGCAGGUCGCCUCCGGCAUGAGUUACUUGGAGUCUCGGAAGUUCAUCCACAGGGACCUGGCGGCCCGGAACAUUCUGCUGACCAGCGAGGAGGUUGUAAAGAUUGGAGAUUUCGGACUCAUGAGGGCGCUCUCUAGUCACAGCGACCAUUAUAUCAUGUCUGCCCACCGGAAGAUACCCUUUGCAUGGUGCUCCCCCGAAAGUCUGAAGAUCGGGACGUUUUCUCACCCUUCGGACGUCUGGAUGUUUGGGGUCACCUUGUGGGAGAUGUUCACGUACGGGCAGGAGCCCUGGCUGGGACUGAGCGGGAGACAGAUACUGAUGAAAAUUGACCGAGAGGGGGAACGCUUGGAGCGUCCAGAAGAUUGUCCUCAGGCUCUGUAUUCGGUCAUCGCCAAGUGCUGGGCCCAUCGACCAGACCACCGACCGAACUUCCACAGCCUCAUCACCAUGUUACAGGAGGCCCGGCCGCCAGAGGUCAGAGCUUCUCAAGAGGUCCACGACCCAGCCUGGUUGCGUCUAGAGGCUGGUGAUGUUAUCACAGUCAUCGAAGCGGGAUCUGAUUCUCACUCCUGGAGGGGCCAGAACAGACGGACCCUGAAGGUGGGGCCCUUUCCUGUGUCUGCUAUCUACCCGGAGGAUCUGGCUCAGGUCCGGGGCUCGGGGCACUUGUCCGGUAGCCUGGCGCAGCUGUUGCUGGGUGAUGGAGAAGCAGAGAAUGAGAGGGGCAGAGGAAAGGAGGCUGCGCGCAGAGGACUUGUGCCAACAUCUGGGGUCAAACUGCUUCGGAUGCAAAGACUCUCCAAAAGCCUCGAGUCCAUCUCGGACUUCUCUCUUCAAGGCCCCCAGAACCACGGGCCUCCACCCAAGAGCCGCGUCAGAGACCUCGAGAGCAUUUUGCCCGGCGAACCGACGCCGCGUAGAAUGAGCGACCUACCCCCACGGCGCGUUCUUGCCCACAUUCGCAUGCCGGUGCUCCCCAAACCUAAACCCCCCUCUUCCAAGGACAGGUUCCUCCCUCUGCCCCAUGCAGAUUACCCUCCGCACCCAAUGGUUCGGGUUAAUAAGGAGAAGAUAUCUGCUUCUACCCCUCUUCUGUGUGGUGGAGACACCGGGGCGGUAUCACGACCCCCGCUGGGGGUUUCUCUGUCUGACGGCGGAUCUGCAGGCAAAGGCGGCGGGCAGCGAGGAGUCGGGGAGAGUGAAUUUCAGAGGAAGGUGAAAGAGGUUGAGGAUCGAGUCCACGGUGCGACCACCGAGGAAAGCCGGGAAGCUCUCCGUGUCCACGCCGGGGAUGUCACGCGGGCCGUUCAGGCUCUUAAGGUGGAGCAGCUGUACAACGUGAGCCGCCACACCAAAGACGAUUGUCGCCGGAUCCUGGAUAAGUGUCAGUGGAACCUGGAGGCCGCUUCCCGCUACGUUCUCCGCCGCGCACAUCUCCAGUGAACCCCACGGCGGAGCUUCGUUUGUAUAUUAACUCAUUACGUGCCUUGCUCCUGGUCCGCGACCUUGUGGCGUCCGGUACCAUUUUAGGUCUGCUUUACACGGUGGGAGGUGCUGGCCACUCUCCUGAUGACCGACUGGGCAAUUGGAGGAGGUGAAGGUGCCAACCUGGGCCUACCUCAGAUAUUCUGAACGAUUUGUGGGGACCACGCUCAGGUUGGACGGCGUGAGCUUCUGUCUGAUGCUCACCAAAGAUGGUGACGAAAGGCGCUGGUGUGUCAGAUAUCGGUGAGCAGAGAAAAUGGCGGACAAUGGUCCCAAACUGGGGGUUGUGUCUGUAACUGGACACGGCUAUAGAAGUAAUUUUUGGGGCUUAACAAGACUUUGUCCUCCUUUGUCUUGGGGCCACCUUUUCUUAUUGAAAGCCCGUUAGGUGUCCUGGGUGUGAGCCAUUAGAAAGGGAAUCCGCCAACAGAGAGGCUCAUGUGAUACACGAUGGUGGCACCAAAGGCCGACCCAAAAAAGGCUGUUCUGUACAUGCGUGUCACGGGCCACGCAGACCUCAUGAAGACCAAUGUUCUGUCCUCCGGUACUCGAUAAUACGAUGUGUCAUAUGGGGCCUUUUUGGCCCCCGCUAGACAGUAAAGAUUUACUUUCACUAUUAACCCUGCGACUGCUGGUGGAAUCCAGGAUCCGGCCGCAGACCGUGCCGUAAACAUUCCAUGAUCUAUACCCUCCCUGUACUAUAUAUGUAUAUAUCUGUAUUUUCCACAUAUAUAAAUAUUUUAAACAUAA